AUGGAACCCGGCCCUCGACGAAGUAGCCGGGUCCCCAAGAAUUACAAUACCCCUGUUCAAGAGGAAAGUAUAGACGAUGAAGACGUUGCGCCUCAAAGAAAGCGUCAAAAGGGGGCAGCAAGUCACAAACCGGCUGAGACAAAGUUAUCCAAAGCAAAACCAACAGUCGUGAGGAGAGUUCCUGGAUACUUUAUGAUAUUCUUUGCAAGCUCAAAUUUUGAACUGGUACAGAUCAUGAGCUUCUUGCUUCCCAUGGACAUUUUGAACCUCGCUCGGACGACCAAGAGCUUCCGACAGCUUCUCAUGCACAAGUCAUCCGCAUCCAUCUGGAAGAAUGCACGUCAGCAGCUUGAGGGUUUACCAGACUGUCCAUCCGAUCUUUCAGAGCCUCAGUUUGUAAAUCUCGCUUUCGACCCUCAUUGCCACGAGUGCGGAAAAAUAGGUCGUCUGAAGUCUUACCGUGCUCUAAAGUUUACAGUCACGGUCGAUCAAAAUUCAUCUUAUUUUAGUCUGAAAGAUAGAUCUGUGGUUCACAAACGAUCGGUUUUUAACGAUUGGAAUAAUAAAAUGCCUACAUUAUUAGUGAAUCCCGAUGAGGCACUUGCUUAUCUCGACCAGCUGCGACGCACCAAAGCCAAAAUCGAGAAGAGGCGAUUAGUUCUUCGCGAAGAUGCGAGCGUCGCGAUGCAGGAAGAGCAAGAAUGGACGCGUUAUAUCAAAGCCUGGAUGAAAGAACAUGGCUGGGAGAAAGAGCUAGACUAUUUCACUUGGGAUCAAAUUACCCGCCUCUCGUUGAUAAAGGAACAGAAGCUGCUGACAGAACGUAUUUGGAAUAAGAUCCGCCUUUCACUGAUUAAUUGGAUGAACAAGCUCAGGGACAUUCGACUUGAGGAAACGGUAUUCAAAGCUCGUCGCGAAUGCUUAAUUAGCGCGUAUUGCGAAUAUCUCAAGCAACCACCCAAUGCCAACGACACAUGCGAUAUUUUACCUCAUGUGGGUGACAUAGCUACCUUCAAAUCGUUUGAAGAUCUUAUUAAGGCUCCGGUAGAUGUCGAUGUCAAUGCGCAGAGCUUCUCAGAUGCAUUUGUUCAAUUACCAGCAUACGUGACGGAGUGGCGAAGGAAGAUUGAAGGACAGUUGGUUUCCUGUCUACUCCCCGAAGGCACCUCACCUAUGUCCAAAACAGCCAUUGAUCAUCACUCUCCCAAGAUUGCGUGUUUAAACCUUGCAAGAGUGGCAUUUUGUCGGCCAUUUACUGAAAACGAUGUCUCAGUAACGUUUUACCCCGAUGUGUUAUUGAAGAGAUGUUUCAUAGAGCCAUAUACGCUUCGUCACAUGUCAGAUUGGGACAAAUGGCAGGAUCCCAAAAUAAUUGAAAUUAAGACAAUGAAUGGCUGCCCUUGGUCACUGGAGGAUUCGAAGGGAAGAAAUGUAAUCGAAGUAUCCGACGCAGCUAUACCAAUUAUUCGUGCCAGUGGAUUGGACCCUGAUAUCGCCACCACGUCCGAUAUGGAUGAUUUGGAUGCGAGAUUUCGUUGUGGAUCCUGCAGUUCGGCGAUGGGGGUGAUACCAUACACAUGGCGCUCAGCAGUGGCGCACGCGGUUAGCUACCACGAUAGGCUCGGAAGGCGUGUGGGAAAGGCAUCGUGGACCGUCCUCAAUGGCGAAGAUCGCAAUGAAAACCUACGGAAAACCAAAUCGCCCCCUUUUUUCAACAGGACAAGUGUCGAUAACCGGGAUUGGAGAAAUGGUGUGUUGUUGCAUCUUCUUCACGAGCAUAAGAUCCCGGUGGAUAAGGUGCAGGAGGAUGUUCAUAUGAGAGGACCGUUUUGA
This is a messenger RNA of Serpula lacrymans var. lacrymans S7.9, 1833 nucleotides long. RefSeq lists its product as uncharacterized. The record is from RefSeq and is a predicted model, not a curated record. NCBI's taxonomy places the organism in Eukaryota, Fungi, Basidiomycota, Agaricomycetes, Boletales, Serpulaceae. Bases 1 to 1833 code for a protein of 610 amino acids. The transcript is spliced from 11 exons.